GCCCGCAGCACAGCCAGUCACCCGCAGGCCUGAGCCGUGGUUUCUCACACGGCGAAACUAGCGAACGCAGCGAGCGAGCAGCAGUGAUCGAGGCGUGGCUGAACCGUGUGUGAGUGUGUGAAACGGUUGUGUGAUACGCAGCGGCGAAAUCACGCAGUGAAAUCACGCAGUGGAUGCCACACAUUGGAGUGCAAACAGAGAUGUUAACCAGGUAGCUGAGUAACCACCGGACCACCAAAAAAGGAAGAAAUGGAAUACGAAGCGGGUGACCUGGUGUGGUUUGACCCCGGAGUCGGCUACGUCCUCCCCGGCGAGGUCAUGGAGUACCACCGGCUCGGUCAGGUCGUCACCGUGCAGGCGGUCGUCAACGGAGAGCCUCAGCUUUACACACUGACAAACCUGGCCAACCUGAGGAAGAGGCAAGACCUCGGGCAAAAUGGCGUCGACGACAUGAUCUUGAUCGGGGACCUCAACGAAGCCUCAAUUCUCUGGAAUUUGAAGCUCCGCUACGACAAAGAGCUCAUAUACACAUACACGGGCAGCAUCCUGGUCUCCGUCAACCCGUACCGCAUGUUCGACAUCUACGGGCUCGACAUGGUGAAGCGGUACGAGGCGCAGCUGCUCGGGUCACUGCCACCGCACAUAUUCGCCAUCGCGUCAUCAGCCUAUAGCCGGAUGACCAAGGAGCGAGAACAACAAACCGUGAUCAUCAGCGGCGAAAGCGGCGCGGGUAAAACCGAGGCCACCAAGCUCAUCAUGCAGUACCUGGCUGCCGUGAACAAGUCGCCAUCUAACCUCAUCACUGAACAGAUCCUGGAGGCCACGCCGCUGCUGGAGAGUUUCGGCAACGCCAAGACUAUGCGGAACGAUAACUCGUCACGGUUCGGGAAGUACCUGGAGGUGUACUUCAAAGAUGGCAUCAUCACCGGUGCUCGUACCACCGAGUACCUCCUGGAAAAGUCCCGAAUCGUCACCCAUGCUCAGGACGAGCGCAACUAUCAUGUCUUCUACGAAAUGCUGGCCGGUCUCAGUGAACAGGAUCGCAAGAAAUACGGCCUGCUCAGUGCCGAGCAGUACUUUUACCUGAACCAGGCAGGACAGAGCACGGGUGGAAGUGUUGAGAUUGACGGCAAGUACGACAAGGAAGACUUCCAGGCCCUACUCUCCGCCAUGCAGGUCCUCGGCUUCACAUCUGAGGAGAACGACACCAUCUUCAAGAUACUUGCAUCGGUGCUUCAUCUGGGCAACAUCUACUUCCACCGCGCCCAGCUGAAGCACGGUCAGGAGGGCGUGGAGAUCGGCUCAGACGCCGAGGUGCGCUGGCUCGGACACCUGCUGGGAAUCGAGACCGACUGGGUGCGGCGAGCGCUCAUGACCAAAACCACGGAGGCUCGCAACGAGCGAGUCGUCACCCCUCUGAACAUCGACCAAGCGCUGGACGCGCGGGACGCCAUCUCCAAGGUUCUCUACAGCAGUCUCUUCAGCUGGCUGGUGCGCAGGAUCAACCAGAUCGUCUUCAAGGGCGCCAGGAAGAUGAGCAUCAGCAUCCUGGACAUCUUCGGCUUUGAGGACUUCAAGGAGAACAGUCUGGAGCAGCUGUGCAUCAACUACGCCAAUGAGACGCUGCAGUUCCACUUCAGCAAGCACGUCUUCAAGCUGGAGCAGCAGGAGUACCUCAAGGAGAAAAUCGAAUGGCAGAGCAUAGCAUUCCAGGACAACUGGCCGGUGCUUCACCUCAUCAGCAAGAAGCCGGUGGGGAUCUUUCACUUGCUCGACGAUGAGAGCAACUUCCCCAAGGCGACCGACGCCUCGCUGCUGGAGAAACUGCACUACAACCACGCGCUGGACGAGCUCUACAGCAGGCCUCGCAUGUCGUCGAUGGAGUUCGGCAUCCACCACUAUGCCGGCCAGGUGUGGUACAACGUGGACGGCUUCCUCGACAAGAAUCGCGACAUCCUGAGGAACGACGUACUCGAGCUGCUCAUCAGCAGCGAUGUGCCGAUGAUCUCUGAGAUGUUCAUCGAGCACCGCGCCCAGAGCGAGGCGGUGAAGAGCGGCAGCAAGUCCAACGGCAGGUUCGUCACCAUGAAGCCCAGGACGCCGACCGUGGCGGCCAGGUUCCACGAGAGCCUCCAGCAGCUCCUAGACUCGAUGAGCAAGUGUAACCCGUGGUUCAUCCGCUGCAUCAAGCCCAACUGUGAGAAGGCCCCGAUGAAGUUCGACAUGCCCGUGGUCCUGGAGCAACUCCGCUACACGGGAAUGUUGGAUACAAUCCGGAUCAGGAAGAUGGGGUAUCCGGUGCGGAUGAGGUUCGCGCAGUUCGUGGAGAGAUAUCGCUCUCUCCUGCCAGAGAGAGUGGCGAGAGGAGCACCGGCGAGAGACCUGGCCAGGAUGAUUCUCGAGGGCAGUCCCGAGUGGCAGUCAGAGUACCAGUUGGGUACCUCCAAGGUCUUCCUGCGGGAGAGCUUCGAACAGCAGCUCGAGAGGCGCAGACUGCGGGUCGAGGCCGAGGCAGCCAUCAAAAUCCAGAGAAACGUACGCCGGUACCAGGCCGAGAAGCGGUACCUGCGGACCCAGCAGGCUGCGGUCAAAGUACAGAGCUACUACCGCAUGUACCGGGACAGGAAGAGGUACCGUACCGUCCGCAACGGCAUGGUCAAGGCCCAGGCCAACUUCCGAAUGAAGCGGCAGCAGAAACGAUUCAGCGAGAUGAAGGGUGAGAUGAAGCGUCGCAUGCUAGCCGAACGGGCUGCCAGGGCCCGGGCCAAGACCUCGGGUGAGCGACGGGACAACGAGAGAGGUGUCUCGAGAGCGGUGGCCGGUGUCAACCACCUGGAGAUUCCUGCGGAUCUGGCGUUCAUCUUCAGUCGGCUGGAUG
This is a messenger RNA of Amphibalanus amphitrite, 2878 nucleotides long. RefSeq names its product unconventional myosin-VIIa-like. NCBI's taxonomy places the organism in Eukaryota, Metazoa, Arthropoda, Thecostraca, Balanomorpha, Balanidae. The record is from RefSeq and is a predicted model, not a curated record. The transcript is spliced from 19 exons. Gene Ontology annotation, cellular component: cytoplasm; actin-based cell projection; actin cytoskeleton. Gene Ontology annotation, molecular function: microfilament motor activity; ATP binding; actin filament binding. Gene Ontology annotation, biological process: vesicle transport along actin filament; actin filament organization. The annotation marks the transcript as partial.